Molecule: messenger RNA, 3387 nt
Organism: Leguminivora glycinivorella
Lineage: Eukaryota; Metazoa; Arthropoda; Insecta; Lepidoptera; Tortricidae
Exons: 15
Coding region: 383-3328 (981 amino acids)
Source: RefSeq, a predicted model, not a curated record
UGGAGCAUUCCACAAUUUCGAUUUUAACGCGAGCGAAGCUGCGGGUAAAAGCUAGUAGUCAUAUAUUUCUGGCCAGGCUUUAUGUUCCUUAAACCGUAUCUUAGACCAAAACUGUGACAAUGACAAUCAAACUGUUAAUACCAUAAAGUCUCGCAUUACAAAUCUAGGUGGCUACGUGAAGAUUUGUCUACAAUGUGUAAUUUAUCCCACAUUUGGAUGGUAUUGUGGUGUGCGGCCGGCUCGCUCGGGCUGCGCAGCGCGCCGCAGUACGCGCGCGACGUGUCCGAGCACUGCAAGCGGCGCGACGCGCUGCCCUCGGUGUUCCUCAGCCGCAGGGUCAUGGACGCCGACGCGCAGAACGGAGCCUGGCCAUAGUAUAAUCAUGGUGGUAGAGGUGUCGGCGGAAGAUUCCCUAGAAGAUUUCUGUAUCAAUGGAUAUCAGCUUGCGGUUUUUGAGUAUACUGAAAUGUUCGGCGGUUACUGGGGCCCAAUACCAGAAGCUGUUAUUAAACAGGACCCGGACGACCCAGUGUACACUAAGCAGUACACGCUGGCGACAAAACCGACGCCGCCUGUCACAAGACAAAAAACAGAAACUACAUUCUGGACACCUAAUACGACAACUUCAAGGUCUAGUGUCCCUACGGCUACGACGCAGGAUUACAUCACAAUAGAUGUGCCGUUGGUCAACCUCUCGGCUACUUUGUUUCCCAUACGAGUAGAAACUCAAUACCAAAAACCUUUCGACGUAGACGAGUUUUUUGAUCAAUUUUAUGAUGUUGUGCCGAGGCCGGGGCAGUUGUACAAGACCAGUAUAUUGCCUCUGGUGCAAAUAGCAGUGAAGCAGCAGGAAGGCUUACGGGAAGGCGACGGCGAACCCAGAUACGAACUUGAUUACGAAGUGGGCCCAUUUACGCCAGAUCAUAGGUUGACGACACCUGCACGCUCAAUAGCAACGCAAAUAAAUAAAAACAGGAAUAAUAACAGGUGGAAAAAGAAGAAACUGCAGGAUAAGCGUGUGGAACAAAAAACGUACUCGCCACGCGCCAGACCUAUAGAAUCUCGUAAAUUUUUCAGGAAAGAGUUCUCACUCCCAACAACUAGCCUCAGGCCAUCCAAACACGUGGACAAAGAAACGGAACCAUUCAACCUGGUAGAUGAUGUCAUAAAAUCACUCAACGAAAGUGGGAGUUUGAAACCACACAAACCCAACGACAGUCAUGUUUUUACGAUAUUUAACAAGUGGGAUAAUAGUUACCGCAACUUGAGUGUUUAUUUGGACCCGUAUCCUAAUGUAACAGUGAUUCCUUUCCGAAAAACAACGGAAAGUGUUUUGGGAACCGUGCUUAGUAAUGAUGAAUCACAGAAUUCGUCGGAAACCACUAGAAUCUCAUCUGCACUGGCAUACAAUACAAACUCAUACGAGAAAAAGCAAAACGAUGAACACAACUCGGUUAAAGUUGAGACCACAACGAUGGAAGGAAUCACAAAGUCGACAGUCGAAAUGACAACGACAUUUUUACCACUAUCGGCCGAAAGUCCCGAAACUAUGAAGAGCAUUACAAUUGGAACAAGCACCAAUUCGAGCUUUGAAACAAACGUCCAGGGCAAGUUAGAAUCCAGUACCCACGACGUUGAAGAUAGCAGUCGCCUUGAUUUGCGUCGUUUAGAAAACCAAGGAAUACAAAGUAGUCUAGCUGCUACACGACUUUUAAUCGACGACAUCCCGAUUCCUGUUAUCACUACAGAACGAUCUUUGUCGGGGACGUUGGUGGAUCACGAGUCGUGGGAGAACGUUGUACAGUCAGCGCCAGUGAUGGCCGGAUUGCUCAACCAACAUGGGCCUCAGCUUAUAAAACCACGUAACAAGCAAUGGCCUCACAGCUUACGGCGGCGGAGGCGGAGGCGGCACAUCUCAGCCAUCAUGAUCGACGACGCGCGCCCGCACCGGCGCGUCACCACGAGCCUGCCGCCGAUGCACGCGAGCGCGUUCGACGCCAACGACGUGCACGAAUUCGCGCGACUCAUGGAGCUCCCGGAUGACCAGAUGAAUAACCACGUGACGAUAAAAAUGAACACCGAAACGAAUACGCCGUUGUUCGAUAUGUGCACCGCGUCUAACCAGAGUAAAACACGAUUCUUAGUACUUUUUAACUCGUCGAGGAUAAUAUUGAGCAUUGAAAACUUUACAAUGUCCCACGUGAUGGUGGCGCUGACGACGGCUCGGCCACUAGCGCAGCUGGAGCCGCAGUGCCCGGGCAGCCUGGUGGAGUGCCAGGUGGAGGGCACCCGCCUCUGCAUCGACAGCACCAACUCCUGCGACGGCAUACCCAACUGCGGAUCCGCAUAUGCGUAUGACGAGGACCGCGUGCUAUGCGGCGUGAUCGACCGGCAGCGCAGCGUGUACCUCGCCGCCGCAACCUGCCUGGCUGUGCUGGUCACCAUGCUGUACAUCACGCACUACUGGCUCAGGAUAUGCGUUCCUCAGGUGGCUGAGGCCUUCUUCGUCUACUACGAUAGCGCUGACAAUAAAUUGUAUUUGGACUCAAUUAUGCGCUCACCAAUGGAUCCCGAUCGCGACCAAUACAUGUACAAUAGCGCUCUUUUUGACGAAGAGAAUAUGUUAUAUUCCCAUGACGUUCAAAGAUCUUCAAAUAUUUUUCACCGUAUGUUUUCUAUAUUCCACAAAAUACACUUAUUUAAGCAGCGGCGACCGUCGAAUAAAUUAGAAGAAGAGCAAGGAGCCGGGAGAUCGUUGUCUCUAGAAGUUCGUAGGAAUACCUCGUUGACUGAAUCCGAACUAUUAAGUAUGAUGAGCGACGGAAGAGAUCAAGAAGUGCAAACAGGAGAAAGUCUAGAAAUGGCUUAUUUAAAAGUGCUUAACGCGAAAGAAAGAGAAUCUGACAAGAGACAAACCAGACAACGCUUGCCCUCGGUUCACGAUAUUGUAUUUAGAGAUUACCUUAAUGCCCAACUAUCCAGUUCUUUGGAUACGAGUUUAGAAUCAGCCGGUCCGUCCGGAAGGCCAACGGUUCUUGCUCCUUCGUCCGGUUUAGAAGAAAGAGAAAUUCACAGCACUUUAUAUGAUCCCGGUACAAGGAAAGAUUCAAAAAUAGAUAAAAAAUCUUCGGGUGGCAAACGUGGUAAGAAGUGUUUGAGAUUCAACGAGCGUGCUACUUUCAUACCGCGGGAGGACGAGGAGGGCGACGAGCCCGAGGAGACGGAGGAGUUGUCGGCGGGGAAACGUUCACAUAAAGGCGAGAGCAGUUCCGACCACGGAGUAUCAGACUUCAGAAAUUUCUUUAGAAAGAAGAAAGAUCAUAAGUAAUAGUUUGUAAUAAGUACUUUAUCUUGUAUCUGGAUAUAAAGUGUAGUUUUGUAGGUUAA